AUGAAGAACACGUUCAACGCGCAAAACGCCCAAUACGCACGGGCUGCCAACGUGUUGGGCGCCAUUCAGCCGGUUGCGUCCGGAAGUCACGAGCGAACCGCUACGGAAAAGCGGAAGGUCGCCUCCGAGGCCAGCGCCGAAAAGAGGGUCUGCGAGCAGGAGCGACAACCCGAGCUCCCUUGGCUAACAGCGUUGGCAGCACUACAAGUCCCACCUAGUCGUUAUUCUAUUUCCUUGAAAACUAUCGAGAAUGUGCCUCCACGACCUACGAACGAAUUUGCUCACGAGAUGAACAUUCACAAGGCCUUCGAGAUUGCCGAUUUGCCACCGAUAAAGACCCCACCGGCCGGGGUGCCGGCGAGCUCGACCUCCGUGCUGUCGUCGGCCCUUUCGGAGUUGAGCGCCCAGAAAAAGCCCGAAAUAGUGGCCGUCACCGUGAAAACUGAACCCGGGUGCGAAGACCCUGAAACUGAAAGCCUUCUGAAGAUGUUCACGAAGCGUCAUCACGGGGUGAGGGUAUUCUCCGUGUUAUGGUUU
This is a messenger RNA of Mesorhabditis spiculigera, 537 nucleotides long. Lineage: Eukaryota; Metazoa; Nematoda; Chromadorea; Rhabditida; Rhabditidae. The record is from the annotation of a GenBank genome assembly.